Populus nigra (black poplar) is the source of this 702-nucleotide messenger RNA. Its product is annotated as glucan endo-1,3-beta-glucosidase 4-like. The coding region runs from base 49 to 447 and encodes 132 amino acids. Lineage: Eukaryota; Viridiplantae; Streptophyta; Magnoliopsida; Malpighiales; Salicaceae. The transcript has 3 exons. The record is from RefSeq and is a predicted model, not a curated record.
AAUUCACUUCAUAAAUAUAAAGGACUAAUCAGAACUGUUUGUGGUUAUAUGAGUUUUCACUUCAAGGGAUCGAUGCAAGUUUCUGUCAUCAUGUCACCAAAUUUUCCAAGGAUUCUUCUCCUAGCUCUGUCCUUCCUUGCUUUAAUGCUGCAAAAAUCAGAGGGUCAAUUUGAGGAAUGGUGCAUAGCUGAUGAGCAAACACCAGAUGAUGAGUUGCAAAGGGCCAUGGACUGGGCAUGUGGGAAGGGAGGUGCAGAUUGCAGCAAGAUUCAAAUGAAUCAACCUUGUUAUAUGCCAAAUACAAUAAGGGAUCAUGCCUCUUAUGCCUUCAAUGAUUAUUACCAGAAGUUUAAGCAUAAAGGAGCAACUUGUUACUUCAACGCUGCUGCUCUCAUCACCGAUCUUGAUCCAAGUCAGCACUCUUGCAAAUUUGAUUAUCUUCCCUGAGCGAAACAAUUCAAGGAAUUGAAGAUUUUGGAUCAAAUAUAUAUUUUGUGGAUUAUUUCAUGGCAAUGAGACCGGCAAAAUUUGGUUUGGUCAUAAAAAGACAGGUUUUCCAGUACUAGUUUUGGAUUGUUGCUUUUCUUUUUUCCAUUUUGAGAAAGUGUUGUUACUUGUUGCAUCCAAAUUAUGUCCCACAUUGAUCUUCAUGUGACCUUAGGAAAGCAAUGUUGAAAUGAACACCUUAAUUUAUAUUCAUAA